This is a messenger RNA of Lolium rigidum, 2385 nucleotides long. RefSeq names its product protein SET DOMAIN GROUP 41-like. Bases 150 to 1025 code for a protein of 291 amino acids. The record is from RefSeq and is a predicted model, not a curated record. Lineage: Eukaryota; Viridiplantae; Streptophyta; Magnoliopsida; Poales; Poaceae. The transcript is spliced from 6 exons.
GCACCCACAGAGGACUCUCGUCUUCUCCAUCGCCGGGGCAAAUCACGCCGCCGUCGCGCCCCAUAUCAUGUCUCCGCGGUUGUGACCACGCUCUAUAGGGACCUCGGUUUCAUCGUUCGGCGGUUACUUCGGUCUCAACAGGAGGACCCAUGGCGAUGGAGAUGAGAGCCCGGGAACCUGUACACAUGUCGGAGGACCUGACUCGGGCAAUUGCACCUUAUGCCGCCACCCUGCAUGAUUCGUUCCUCCACUCCCAUUGCUCCUCAUGUUUCAGGAAGUUACCAUCUCAACCUCCACAUGGUUUAUCUUGUAUGACCUGUGGCUCUGUUCGAUACUGCUCCUCAGGCUGCUUAGGCUCGGAUUGUGAAGUGCAUUUAUCUUCUGGUGAAUGUUGUUUUUUUGCGGACCACAUCAAGAUAGCAUCUCCCUCCUUUCUUACCGAAGGCACGAGCGAUCCCCGUGCUGCUCUUCGGCUUCUUUAUUUGCUUGAGAUACAUGGUAUUGUUUCGUAUGAUUCAGUUAACCAGGCCACCAGAAUAGGUGGGCUUUCAGCCAGUGGCAUUGGGGAAACCCUGGGAGAAGGCGGGGAGGUUGCCGAGAGGAUAUUGGAGGGAAGCAUGCUGAUGUCAUCUGCCAGAAAAAUGAGGACGCAAAUUUCUGUUGUUUCUGCCAAUGGUCUGACAGUAGAGACAGUGGCAUUAUGGGCAGUGAUGAUCAACAGUGUUGCGGUGCAGAUUAGUGAAGGGCGGGAUCUGGGGAUCGCAGUUUAUGGACCUAGUUUUUCAUGGUUCAAUCAUAGUUGCUUUCCGAACGCUUCUUAUCGUUUUGUAUUGGCUCCACGCGAUGAAGAUUAUGCUUCAGACAAAUCAGAAUACCCUGCAAUCCCUGCUAGCAAAGAAGUAGCAGCAGAUGUGUGGCAUGCUUGGCAGUUUGAAGAUCAUUCUACUCAUGCACUCGGCAAAUAUGGCCAAGAAUUGUUGUUCGCUGCACAAAGCCCAUCAACAAGGGUGAUGAAGUUUGCAUAACAUAUAUUGAUCUUCUCCAGACCAGGGAUGCAAGGCAUUCAGAUCUUUGGUCAAAGUACAAAUUCAUUUGUUCUUGCAAGCGCUGUACUUCAUCACCAGAACCAUAUGUGGACUUUCUUCUGAAUUGUGAUUUUAGGAACUUGAAUUCACCAGAGGAUGUUGCUAUGUCAGCAGCAGUGGAGGAUUUGAAUGAUAUCUUACAGCAGGCAAUCUCUUUAUACUCAUUGGAUGAUGACCCUAAAGCUUGCUGUGAUAUGAUUGAAACCAUGCUUUCCAAAAAUUUGAUGGGUGAUUUGCAGCAAGUGGAAUAUUCACAAACAAGAGAUAUACUUCAUCCUCUUCACCAUAUAUGUCUUGGAGCUUACAUGGCACUUGCCUCUGCUUACCGUUUUCGUGCCCUAACAGCAAACACCGAGGGAGAAAACGGUGCUGCUUCUUUCGAAAUGACCAAAGCUGCAGCAGCUUAUUCAUUUGUUCUUGCAGGAGCCACACACCAUUUAUUCUUAUCUGAAUGCUCCUUUCUGCUCCCACUGUCACAUUUUUUGUUAAGCACCGGACAGUCCAUGUUGGAUUUUGUUGAAUGCAUAAAGGGAGAGACAAGGAAAAAUGUAUCUGAAGCUAAGUUCGGCUUUGCUUCAUGGUUCACAGUGUCAGAAAAACGUGAUUCCAUGCAGUACAAUAAAUUCAGAUCAACUUGUGAAGAGUUCGGCCAGCGCAUGUUAUCAUUAUCAUUGCAGUGCUGGCCAUUUCUUGCCCAAAGCUCACCUUGUUUGGAAAAGAUAAAGAACCCUAUAGACUUCAGUUGGCUUGGGACAGCAAUAUUUCAGUGUAUCCAUCUCUCCAAGGAAGAUUCUGCCAACCUUUCUUGUACAGACAGGCUACCAGUUAACAUUGAGAAACAGAAGGGAUGUAUUCUCAGUUUAGCUAUUUGCUGCAUCACCUUUUGCAAGUAUCUUGCAAGCAUAUGCUAUGGUCCACAACAUUAUUUGGCUAAUCAUGCUAACGAUCUGCUUGAAGGAAUUGGUCUUGCACAAUGACUUUUCUGAGGUGGCUCAUAAGAUGUAACCUCCAGUAGGCCAGGAGUUGAUGUUUGAUGUUCUCCGUCGUUAUUUAGGGCUGUGGAGCUUAUUUCCGAAAUGUGGCUGUAGAAACAAUUUUUUGUUUUCUGUCUAUGUAAUCAUAGUUCAUAUUUUUGUUUAUUCUGAUGAACAAGCUUGUAACAGUGAGAUUUAUGGGAAAAGUCCCUCUCUUUGCUGGUUUUAGUUUUACUUAAGAUUCCUGACUGCAUAAUCAUGUAGUAAUAUAAUUGUCUCAAAGUGAUAUGGAAUAUUAGGUGAUCCCUGGACAAUUCUAUUGGUAA